CUGGUCGUAUACCGUCAGCAUGAGCAAAGAACCUCUUCCCUCGUCCUUCGAGGAUAGCCCUCAAUUUGAAGAGGAGACGUCGCUUCAGAAGUUCCGCAGAAGACUCAAGGAGGAGCCAUUGAUCCCGCUGGGAUGCGCCGCUACCUGCUAUGCGCUCUACCGCGCCUAUCGUUCCAUGAAAGUGGGUGACUCGGUCGAAAUGAACCGCAUGUUCCGCGCCCGUAUCUACGCCCAAGGCUUCACCCUGUUCGCCGUCGUUGCCGGAGGCAUGUACUACAAGGUCGAGCGCACGCAGCGCCGUGAGUUCGACCAAGCGGUGGAGGAGCGCCACAGCCAGGAGAAGCGCGAUGCCUGGCUGCGCGAGUUGGAGAUUCGCGAUAAGGAGGACCGCGACUGGCGUGAGCGUCAUGCGGCCAUUGAGGCGGCCGCCAAGGAGGCUGGCAAGAAGCCGUCCCCGCCGGACGCCGCUCGCUCCGCUAUUGAGGCCUCCGAGGAGAAGUCCGUGGGGGUAUUAGAUGCCGUGAAGCUGCUGUGGUCGAGACAGUAGUGAUUGAUGCAGAAAUUGGAACCGUCUGAUGUUUCUUUGGGUAUCAUAUUUUAUUGUACAUAUGUCUCUCUUUUUUUUGGGGCCAGUGAAUAUCCAGAAGCCUUCCCGACUCUAUGCCGGUCUUUGACGUGGUUUGAUCUCAUCCUCAGCCUACAACUUGCUCGUCUAUAUACCGUCUCAUGGUGUCA
This is a messenger RNA of Aspergillus campestris IBT 28561, 735 nucleotides long. RefSeq names its product respiratory supercomplex assembly factor RCF1 (gene rcf1). Lineage: Eukaryota; Fungi; Ascomycota; Eurotiomycetes; Eurotiales; Aspergillaceae. Gene Ontology annotation, cellular component: mitochondrion. The transcript has 3 exons. Gene Ontology annotation, biological process: mitochondrial respirasome assembly. The coding region runs from base 20 to 547 and encodes 175 amino acids. The record is from RefSeq and is a predicted model, not a curated record.